UCUAAAUCGACAACAACAACAACAAAAAAAACGAAUAAUAAUGAUCAAUAAAAUGUUUGAAAUGUUAAUCAUAAUAUUAUCGUUGUUUAUCAACGAAUUAUCAUUAAUACAAUCAUUAGAAUUACGUGCCAAUUGUGGUUUUCCUGGUAAACCAUAUCGGUCAAAAAUUAUACCUGAAGAAAAAUCUGUAUAUGAAGAAGGUGAAACAGUAUCAUUUCAAUGUAGUGAUUAUUGGUCACCACCACAGAUGCGUAAAUGUGUCAAUGGUGUAUGGGUUGGACCACCAGCACGUUGUGGUGAUUUUUUGAAUAAUGUCGUAUUGAAUGAUGCUAAAUUGUUGGACAUGUCAUUUGGAUUACCGAUUGAAAAAUUUCAUUAUCGUAAUAUAAAUCUAACAAAAAUGGAGAAACAUCUUCCAAAUUCAUUUUUAGCACAACGAUAUCCUGAUCACAAAUUACGUGUGACCAAUGAUCAUGAAUUUAUGUGGAAAUUAAAUUUCACUAGACCAGCAGUGAAAUUAUUUGUUCGUGUUAAUUUUAAUUUCAUCAAUUUCACAUUAUUAGAUCAGGCGAUCAAGAAUAAUUUUUCAUUCUAUAUUGAUGUCGAAAUCAGUCCAUAUAGAACAUGUAAUUUGGAUUAUCAAAACAGUAAUGCAUGGCGUGAUAAUGGUAAUCGUAUUGAUUCAUAUUUCACUUGUGAAGCACAUUCCUAUCAAGAUCUUGAACGUGAUCUAGAUACUCCAAAUAAUUAUAUGAUAAUGCGCACAAAAAGUUCACAUAAUCUUCCACAUGAACUGGCCGCAAUAUUUUUCGGUAGUGUUUAUGGCAAUGAAAGUGAUCCAAUAUGCGGUGAACCAGAAACAGAUUUUGGUCAAACUUAUCGUGUGCGGCAAGAAUAUCGUAAUUACAUUAUUGAUUGUUUGGACAAUCAAUGGAAAGAUGUAACACCGAAUAAAUAUAAAAAUUUUGUCAAUCAUCAAAAAUGUAUUGGUGAUAUGAUUUGGAAUGGAACAAAACCACGUUGUACACCGAUACGUAAUUGUCCUAUAGAGAAAAUAAUGAAAAAUAAUCGUCGAAAUUUCAAUGAAAAUGAUACGGAAAAAGAUCCAUUAGUUGUCGAUGCUAUAUUAGGAUAUUAUAAUUUCAUUGAAAAUCAAACUAUUUACGCUAUUGAUGGUACAGAAAUUGUUUAUGCAUGUGCAUCGGUCGAUUAUAUAUUGGUUGGUAAGGAUACACGCACUUGUAAACGUGAUAUGACAUGGUCCGGUACGGAACCGGUUUGUAAAUAUAUAAAACCAACAAAUGAAAUUGUUGAAUCACCAAAUUAUCUGAUCGUAAUCAUCAUCUGUAUGGGAACAUUAUUGUUUCUAAUUUUAUUUGCAUCAUUCCUGUUAUUUUUAUUCUAUACAAAACAUAUAAAAAUUACUAAAAAAAGCGACAAAUCUAGUAAUGGUGAUGAAUCCACACAUAAUGAAUGGCAAGGUGAAAAUUAUUAUGAUAAUAUUGAAAUGAAUUUCAAUCAAACUGGAUUGGGUGCAUUGGGUUUAAAUAUUGUUGGUGGUGGUGGUGGCGGUGGUGGUGGCGUUGGUGGUGGUAGUAAUACCGGUAUUAGUGGUGGUAAAUCGAAUGAUGUUUUUUAUGAUAUUUAUGAAACAGUCGAUAGUAAUAAAGGUGAUAAUAGUAAUAAUAAUAAUAACACUGCUACCAAUCUAAUACGUUAUGCUGAACCGAAUCAAUAUUUUUAUGGUACUGAACAAUCAUUAUUGAAUCAUAAUUUAAAUAAUAUGAAUAAUUUGAAUAAUCAAAAAGAAAAUGACUAUAUUCGUAUGUAUGGAUCUGGAUUAAAAGUACAUGAAACUGGUAUUGUAACGCCAAUCACUGCUAGUAAUACGCCAAUCACAUCUAAUAUUAAUAAUAGUAAUAAUAAUAAUGGAUCAAAUACAACCAAUACACCGAUAACAUCAUCAACAACAACAUCACCGAAUACGGGCAUUAUCAUCAGUGGUGGCGGUGGUGGUAGUGGUGGCGGCGGCGGUGGUGUUGGUGCUGGUGGCGGUGUUAAUAAUGGUAAUUCAACACCAUCAUCAAUACAUCAUUCAUCAUCGAUUCGAUCAUCGAAACAGAUGAAAAAUCGUGAACCAUCUUAUUUGGAAGUGAUGCAAUGAACAAGAAAACAAAAUCAAGAGAUAUGAGCAAAAACACAAUCUUUAAACACAAACAGAAAAAUAGGACACCAAUCAACCAACCAACCAACCAACACAAACACACACACACACACACAUGAAUCAUUUAACCCAAAAUUUAUGAAUUAUCAAGCAAGACACAAAGUGAAAAAUUCUGUAAAGAUUUCUUUAUUUAUGCAAAAAAUAUUGUCUGGUUUUUUUUCACUCAAAAAUAUUUGAAUAGUUGAAAUUUUUUUUUGUUUUCGGUGGUCAUUUUUUUUGUCUUGU
Messenger RNA from Dermatophagoides farinae (American house dust mite), 2449 nucleotides. RefSeq lists its product as uncharacterized. Lineage: Eukaryota; Metazoa; Arthropoda; Arachnida; Sarcoptiformes; Pyroglyphidae. The record is from RefSeq and is a predicted model, not a curated record.